Molecule: messenger RNA, 1055 nt
Organism: Cicer arietinum (chickpea)
Lineage: Eukaryota; Viridiplantae; Streptophyta; Magnoliopsida; Fabales; Fabaceae
Product: myo-inositol monophosphatase
Biological process (GO): phosphatidylinositol phosphate biosynthetic process; signal transduction; inositol metabolic process
Molecular function (GO): inositol monophosphate 1-phosphatase activity
Source: RefSeq, marked provisional
GAGUGGUUAGUGCGUUACGCGAAAGGAAGGAUCAAUAACAAACACACAGCCUCUUCCUUCCAUAUCAUCUCUCUCUCUCUCUCUCUCUCUCUACAAUUCCACAUCAAAAUGGUUGACAAUGAUUCACACUCUGAAUUCCUCGCAUCUGCAGUCGAAGCUGCUCACAAAGCUGGUGACGUUAUUCGAAAAGCCUUCUACCAAACCAAACACGUCCAACACAAAGGAACGGUUGAUUUAGUCACUGAGACUGAUAAAGCAUGUGAAGAACUAAUAUUUAAUCAUCUCAAGGAGCUUUAUCCUACUCAUAAGUUCAUUGGGGAAGAAACCACAGCUGCUUUUGGCACUACAGAACUUACAGAUGAUCCCACAUGGAUUGUUGAUCCCCUGGAUGGAACUACUAACUUUGUACAUGGGUUCCCAUUUGUUUGCGUCUCCAUUGGUCUUACAAUUGGAAAAGUUCCAACAGUUGGUGUUGUGUACAAUCCAAUCAUUAAUGAGCUUUUCACUGCAAUCCGUGGACAAGGUGCAUUUUUGAAUGGGAACCCUAUAAAAGUAUCUUCACAAACUGAAUUGGUGAGCUCUCUUCUUGCAACUGAGGCUGGAACAAAACGUGACAAGGCUACACUAGAUGCCUCUACCGAUAGGAUCAAUAGUUUACUUUACAAGGUGAGAUCUCUUAGAAUGAGUGGGUCAUGUGCUCUGAAUCUUUGUGGAGUUGCAUGUGGAAGGCUUGAUUUAUUCUUUGAAACUGGAUUUGGUGGUCCAUGGGAUGUGGCAGGUGGUGCUGUCAUUGUUAGAGAAGCUGGAGGUGUUGUGUUUGAUCCGUCUGGUGCAGAUUUUGACAUAACAGCUCAGCGUGUAGCUGCUUCAAACCCUUUGUUGAAGGAUGCAUUUGUUGAUGCUCUGCGCCAAACGGAAUGAAAAUUGAAAUUUUUAUUUAUUUAUUAAUGAUAAACUAAAAAUAUGAUUGGUAUCCUAUUGAUUCCGAUACUAGUCGGUCUCUGUUAGUAUUUCAUUUACUUUUUCCAAAUAAUUAAAACCUCAAUUUUUGGUAU